Messenger RNA from Arabis nemorensis, 534 nucleotides. The record is from the annotation of a GenBank genome assembly. Lineage: Eukaryota; Viridiplantae; Streptophyta; Magnoliopsida; Brassicales; Brassicaceae.
AUGAGAAUCGGACUUCCAACUUAUGAGUGGUGGUCCGAGGCUCUUCACGGUGUUUCCAACGUCGGCCUAGCUACGGUUUUCAACGGUCCAGUCCCUGGUGUUACUACCUUCCCUAAUGUCAUCCUCAUUCCACACGGCCGCAUCAUUCAACCGCACACUGUGGAAAAAUAUCGGAAAAGGAAGUUCAUCAGCGUCUCUAAGGAGUGGGAAUCGAUAGUCCGCGAGAAAAAUUUCAGCGAUACUUACUUGCUCCAGUCGAUGAAAAAACCUCGAGUGAUGUUCGAGUUAAAACUAAACGAUACGGAUGUGUUGAUUCACUCUGUUUAUCAAGAAAAUGAACCACUGUUAUCGCCUGGUCAACAACAGAUCUGUUUCUCUUUAAAACAAGGUUAUCUCAGUUCUACACCCAUCCGAGGGAUCUAUCUUUAUGAAGGAGCUCAUAUUGCGCUAUGCAAUCCGGUUAUAAAAAAUUUCGGACUUUACUGGAAAUUCCACCGGGUGAAAGAAAAAUGGAGAGUGUAUCCAGUUAUUUAG